AUGGGGGCUUCAUCGAUUGACGAAGUGCCGGACAGUGGCAACAUGUUCGUUGACCAUGAAUUCAACAAGAACAACGCUGGCAUCGCCACUAAAUGGAUUUCGAUUACCCAACUCUAUCCUAACGGCGUGAACCAGCCGCUGCUGCCCGAGGUUUUCUCGCGUGAGCAGUUUGGCCAAGGCAACCACUACGAGUGCUUCAUGAUCUCUGCCCUCGCAACGCUUGUGCGCUUCCCUGAUGUGAUCCGCAACUGCUUUGUGACCCAGAAAGUGCGCCAGGAUGGCCGCUACACGUUCCAGUUCUUCCGCGGGCGGGAGUGGGUGAGGGUCGAGAUCGACGACACAAUUCCCAUGGAGGACGGCGAGGUGCUCUACCUUCGGUCCCCGACGGAGCACUGGUGGCCGCUGCUGCUGGAGAAGGCGUACGCGAAGUUCUACACCGCCUACGACCAUCUCGAGGGCUGCACACUGCAGGAGACCUUCCACGACCUGACUGGCAACCCGGUGCUGAACAUCCCCAUGGACGCCAAGCUGGCUAAGGCGGCGAACUGCAAUGUACUUGAAGGGUGCUACUGGCUUGACUUGGCGCAGCGCAUACACUCUGGGGAGUUUGUGGCAUCAGUACUUACCAAAGAUAUCGAGCUCGAGACGAUGGGUCUGCAGCGAGAACAACAGUACGGCCUCCUCGAUAUUUUCUCUCUUCAGGGGACAUCUGCGCUCGAUGACAUCGUUAUUCGCCUGCACAACCCCUUCGAAGAUGACGAAUUUGUCUACACUGGACCCCUCAACCAGAACGACUUGGCCUGGUCAGAUAAGCACCGCGUUAAGUACGACGUCAACAACCCGCGCUCCAUCUUUUUGCCGCUGAAUGUUUUCCUUCGCAUUGUCAACUCGAUGCAGCUAUGCUACAUCAGCACCGUUGCCUCGGAUGCGACGUAUUUUGAGGACGAGUGGAAGGGUGAGUCGGCCGGCGGCAAUCCCACCAGCGUGUCGUGGCGCAAAAAUCCCCUUUACUGCUUCAGGAAUCACGGCACAGAGGCGGUGACGCUUACAGUUGUGGUCAAACAGGAUGAUCAGCGGCACCGGAAAGGCCCGAAGGAGGAGACCACGUACAAGCAGUGCGGCAUGAUCCUUUCGCAAUGCACCUAUCACUACCCGAUCCCCACCUUCUGGGUGACUGCCAACAACCACAAGCCAAUCUUUAAGAGCCUCUUCCUCAACUCACGUGAGGUGGCAAAUACCAUCAAAAUUCCGCCGCAAUCACUCUGCUACCUCGUCCCCUCCUGUAUGCACAAGGGCGACGAGGCCAAGUUCCUGCUGGCCGUCUACCGCAUGGCUCAUGAAGACUACAGCAACAUCACCAUCAAUAAGCUCACGGGGACUGAAAUGGACUGGGAGAGCCCUGCUACAGCGGAAGUGCAGCUGCAGAUGCAAACCAAAGACCGGGUCGACUUCUACGUUGAUGAAGCCACCGAUGUACACAUCCUUCUCCACCAAACAAAGCCCUACGUCAGCAAGUCGGGCGGCGACGCCAUGACGGAGGAUUACAUGGGUAUGUACCUCUACGACGACACGGACCGCAAGGUGGCGGGCGUGCACGCCGCGACGAACUUCCGUGAAACGAGCGUCAUCCACCGCCUUCCUCGGAGUGGUCGGUAUGCCAUCUCGAUCACGUGUCCUCGCGGAAAGGGCGACGUGCCGGCCAAAGUCACUAUUGUGUCUUCCUUUGGCAGCCAGGUUCGCCGCGUCACGGCUCCAGAGGACGCCUCCAUGCUGCCUGAUGAAGCGGAGAGCGUCGAGGAGAAUGAAGGCAUACGCCCGCGAGUCACUCGCAUCGACUACGAAGCGUUCCAGGAGCCGUCCGCUGAUGUGCCGGAGCGUCCAGACAGUAACGUGCCGUUUGAAGAUCGUGGAUUUAUGCAAUGGAACGGCGAUGUGACGAUGGGGCCGUGGGUGCACAUCGGCGACCUGUACCCUGAAGGCAAGACCGUGCCGCUGUUGCCGAACGAGCUGAGGCGGGACCAGUUCGGGCAGGGCGACCACUACGACUGCAGUACGCUGACGGCGUUCGCGGCACUGCUGGAACGCCACCCCGACGUGAUCCGCAACUGCUUCGUCUCGAAGAACCCGCGCAAGGACGGCCGCUACACGUUCCAGUUCCACCGCUACGGGCAGUGGGUGAAGGUGGAGAUCGACGACCGCAUUCCGAUGGUGAAGGACGACACGGUGUUUUGCCGCUCGCCGACCCACCACUGGUGGCCGCUGCUGCUGGAGAAGGCGUACGCGAAGUUCUACACGCUGUAUGAGAACCUGGCGGGCUGCUCGCUCGCUGAGGUCUUCCACGACUUCUCCGGCCGUCCUGUCAUCAACACGCCGCUGGACCUACCAACGACAAUGCCAGCUGAGUUGGACAUAACGUCUCCCAUGUACUGGCUGAGGCUGCGUGACGAGCUACGCACCACAGCCGUGGGAGCCCAAACCGGCGAUGCCACAGAGAAUCUCGGUCUGGCACCUCAUCAGUUUUACGGUGUCCUCGACAUACUCGUCACUUCUGCAUCACCACCUCGUUCCCUCAGCGAGGUGGUGGUGCAGCUGCAUAACCCGUACGCGGCGUACACGUACACUGGCCCUAUGUCUGAUCCGGCGGAUCCGCGGUGGGCAUCGCGAGGAAUGCACCACAUCAGCACCAUGCAGAACACCAUCUGUGUGCCGGCCGACAUCUUCCUGCACACAUUCUUCAUCAUGUCGCAGGUGCAUCUUCUUGGACUCAUCGAGCCCUGCUGGAACUUUCACAGUGAAUGGGGUGACGGUACGAACGGCGGCAACCCGUCACUACUCACGUGGCGCGAAAACCCGCUCUACACCGUUGUCAAUACAAGCAACGAGGCGGUGGAGAUAAUGGCCAUGAUUCGGCAGCCAGACAAGCGGCGCCAGCUGCACUUGUUGCCAGAGCUGAGCUACGUGCGGUGCGACCUUCUCCUGGCACAGAGCAUGGAGAACGAUUCGAUUCCGACGUACCUUGUCACGCAUAACAACCACCAAGUCGUGCAGAAGGGCAUCUUCCUUAAUUACCGAGAGGUGGCAAGCAAGAUACGCGUUCCACCUCAAUCGCAGUGCUACCUCGUUCCAACGGCCAUGUACCAUGAGAAAAGCAUCUUUCUGCUCUCGUACUGGUACCGCAGACCGGCGGACGAGCGCGCGGUGAGCAUUUCUCGCCUUCGCCUCAACGUCGCCCGUGACUUGCCGGCGGUCAAGCACGUUACAAUGGUGCCCGAGGGAAAAGAUCGUGUCGACUUCCUCGUCGACGUGCCUACAGUCGCGCACAUUCUCCUCUCGCAAUGGAACCGGGAUGCGCGCAGUAGUAGUGACGUGCGGACUGACAAUUACGUCGGCAUGUACCUCUACGACGAUGCGAAGCAGCAGGUGGCACGGGUGUCGGCGGCGUCAAACUUGAAGGAGAUCGGCCUGGUGGCCUACCUGCCCGCACAAGGCCGCUACGUGUUGUCCAUCACGUGUCCAGCGGCGAGGGAUGUAGAGGUGAAGUGUCGAGUCGAGAUCGUUUGCGUUGAGGCGGCGCGGGUGCGCAUCACAGACGCAUACGAGAGUGCGCAGUGCUGUGAAGACCUAAAGGGGCAGCCGCUGGUCGAGCUCGUCGACAGUGAUACGCUGGUGGAUGGCGAUCGCCACACUACGGAGCCUGUGGAAGUGGCCGUGGAAAAGCGGCAGGCCGUGAGCGCAGCACAGUUGCAGGAGAAGACGAGUCGUGCGUCGCCUGCGGAUGCGGAAGCGAAAGAGAGGGCGCUGUCGUCCUCGUUUAUGCGUCCGCAGUACCUGGGCAUCCCGACCGGUGACCUGCCGCUCAUGGAGAACCCCGCGUUUGCAAAAAUGGCCCAGGAAAGAGAGCAGCUUAGAAGGCAUCUUUUGCAGAACGCAGCCCGCGUGAACACGCUUGAGAAUACAAUGGAUAAUAUGGCGGCGAGGAUGGCGGACGACAUGCACAAGCGGGAGCGCGCUUUCCUCGGAUCCCAAGCGGAGGGGAUACCGCUGGAGCUGCUUCCGCUGAACGAAGACGAGCAGUUCACUGGUCUCGAGCAUACACUGCGAUUGGCAAUGAAGGAUCCAGAGAAGAAUCGGGACGACGUAGCGAUAUGGCAGGAAAUGCUGAAGAAACGGGUGAGAGAGGUGGCGAACGAGAAGAAGGCUAGCGAGCGCGAUCUCUUCCUCAACCCUAUGCAUUUGGGACUCCCAGUGGACGAUUUGCCACUUGACAUCGACCCGGAGUUCCACCUCCUUGAGGUAGCGCGACUGCGCGAGCGUCAGCAGGAACCGUGCGAUGAGGCGAAGAUUCGAAAGCUGAACGACGCCCUCAACGAGCGUGCCGAAGGGUUGGCAGUUGCGGAGCUCGCGGCGGAUCGCCAGCAUAUGAAACCAGAGCACUUGCACGUCGCGAUCGAUGAGCUACCGCUGAGCGAGAAUCGCAACUUUGUCCUCAAGGAGGCGCUGCGCCGGGAGAAAAUGAAGAGCUCAUGCGAGGGCGCCACCGCUGUCGCUGCGUUGGAGGAUGAGCUGAACGAUAUGGCGAAGGAUAUGGCGGCAGAGCUGCUGGCCAAGCAGCGCCCCAGCUACCUCGCACCAGAACACAACGGACGGCGCAUUGCGGAUCUUCCGCUCAACACCAGCAACGACUUUCUUGCAAAGGAGCGUAGGCGGCGUGACUUAUUGAAGCAACCAAAUCCAGACAUGAACAAGGUGAUAGAGAUUGAGGAAGAGCUGGGCCACAUGGCGAGCAGUAUGGCCAUCGCGAUGAACGCAGCAGAGCGUCCGCAGUACAUGAAAGACAGCUACCAUACCAAGAACCUGGGAGAGCUUCCUCUGAAUGCCGACACCACCAUCACCACACUGGAGGCUCAGCGCGCGCGACUGAAGUACGAUCCUCUGCGAAACGCAGCAGCCAUUCGCGCGACUGAGGAAUUGAUUAACAGCCGUGCCGCCGCGCUGGCAAAAUCAAUGAUGCACGAGGAGCGCGUGAGACUCUACGGCAAGCCAAAUGGAGUGCCCGUGAACUUGCUUGACCUCCAUGAAGACUCACUCAUUCGACAUCUCGAGGAGGAGCGCAUGAAUCUCUUGAGCAACCCAGCCACCAACCCUCACGUCAUCAACACCAUCGAAGAGAAGUUGAAGGCUCGAGCGGCAGAGAUAGCAGACAACUUUCGUGCGAACAUGCGAGCCGAAAUCACGGGCGAGCAGUGCCGCAGCCCAUCUUUGAUGUCCGUGGGCAGCGACGCACCGUGCCAGGACAUGGAGGAAAAGUUGUACACCCUCCUCUCCGAGGACCCCAUCUCCAACGAGGAACAGAUCAUGGAUCUCAAGGAGGCCAUUCGCAAGAGACAUGGGGAGCUAAAGCGGCAGGCCGUGCACGCCUUGCGCUCCUUUCUCGAAGAAGCACCCUUCGGCAUCUUGCUGGCAGAGGUGGGUCUCGACGAAGAUCCCGAAUACAUGGAAAAAGAGGCGGAUCUCCAGAAAAGCCUCGCUAACAAUAGCUCAGCAACACAGAUAAAAGCCAUUCGAGACAGCAUGCAACAACGCGUGUAUGAGCUAGCAGCGGAGAAGCUCGUGCGGCGCUACCCAUUCCUCAGCAAGCGUCCGGCUGGCAUCCCUCUCGCGGAACUCCCGAUCCUGAGCCGCGACCAGCCCUUCUUACAAGCCAUUACCGAUCUGGAAAAGACAGAGGCUGACGAACAAAAGACAGAGGCGCAGUUGCGCGCUCAACAAGAAGCCUUGAACCAACGCCUGCAUGCCGUCGCCGAAGAACAGAAAUGGAAGGAGCGUGAAAUGUUCCUCGUUGCGACGACUGCCGCGGUCCCACUGCGUCUGCUUCCCCUCGAUAAUGACAUCGACUUCGUCCACCUUGAGCAGAAGCGUCGAAGUAGUCUGCGAUCCGGCAACGCACUCGACAUACGUACAAUCGAAAAUACCCUCAACGAACGCGCGCACGUGCUUGCGAGCGAGAAGAAGUGGGCGGACCGCGGCAAGGUGCUGGACCCGAAGCCGGAGGGCGUGCCGCUGUCCCACGUCCCGCUGGACGAGGACGCGGAGUUCGUUGCGCUGGAGGACGAGUGGCGCGGCCUGGCGCAGGACCCGCGGCGCAACGAGAGGGCGCUCGCAGACCUGGAGAAGGCGAUGAACGACCGUGCGCACGUGCUUGCGAGCGAGACGAAGUGGGCGGACCGCGGCAAGGUGCUGGACCCGAAGCCGGAGGGCGUGCCGCUGUCCCACGUCCCGCUGGACGAGGACGCGGAGUUCGUUGCGCUGGAGGACGAGUGGCGCGGCCUGGCGCAGGACCCGCGGCGCAACGAGAGGGCGCUCGCAGACCUGGAGAAGGCGAUGAACGACCGUGCGCACGUGCUUGCGAGCGAGAAGAAGUGGGCGGACCGCGGCAAGGUGCUGGACCCGAAGCCGGAGGGCGUGCCGCUGUCCCACGUCCCGCUGGACGAGGACGCGGAGUUCGUUGCGCUGGAGGACGAGUGGCGCGGCCUGGCGCAGGACCCGCGGCGCAACGAGAGGGCGCUCGCAGACCUGGAGAAGGCGAUGAACGACCGUGCGCACGUGCUUGCGAGCGAGACGAAGUGGGCGGACCGCGGCAAGGUGCUGGACCCGAAGCCGGAGGGCGUGCCGCUGUCCCACGUCCCGCUGGACGAGGACGCGGAGUUCGUUGCGCUGGAGGACGAGUGGCGCGGCCUGGCACAGGACCCGCGGCGCAACGAGAGGGCGCUCGCAGACCUGGAGAAGGCGAUGAACGACCGUGCGCACGUGCUUGCGAGCGAGACGAAGUGGGCGGACCGCGGCAAGGUGCUGGACCCGAAGCCGGAGGGCGUGCCGCUGUCCCACGUCCCGCUGGACGAGGACGCGGAGUUCGUUGCGCUGGAGGACGAGUGGCGCGGCCUGGCACAGGACCCGCGGCGCAACGAGAGGGCGCUCGCAGACCUGGAGAAGGCGAUGAACGACCGUGCGCACGUGCUUGCGAGCGAGACGAAGUGGGCGGACCGCGGCAAGGUGCUGGACCCGAAGCCGGAGGGCGUGCCGCUGUCCCACGUCCCGCUGGACGAGGACGCGGAGUUCGUUGCGCUGGAGGACGAGUGGCGCGGCCUGGCGCAGGACCCGCGGCGCAACGAGAGGGCGCUCGCAGACCUGGAGAAGGCGAUGAACGACCGUGCGCACGUGCUUGCGAGCGAGAAGAAGUGGGCGGACCGCGGCAAGGUGCUGGACCCGAAGCCGGAGGGCGUGCCGCUGUCCCACGUCCCGCUGGACGAGGACGCGGAGUUCGUUGCGCUGGAGGACGAGUGGCGCGGCCUGGCGCAGGACCCGCGGCGCAACGAGAGGGCGCUCGCAGACCUGGAGAAGGCGAUGAACGACCGUGCGCACGUGCUUGCGAGCGAGAAGAAGUGGGCGGACCGCGGCAAGGUGCUGGACCCGAAGCCGGAGGGCGUGCCGCUGUCCCACGUCCCGCUGGACGAGGACGCGGAGUUCGUUGCGCUGGAGGACGAGUGGCGCGGCCUGGCGCAGGACCCGCGGCGCAACGAGAGGGCGCUCGCAGACCUGGAGAAGGCGAUGAACGACCGUGCGCACGUGCUUGCGAGCGAGACGAAGUGGGCGGACCGCGGCAAGGUGCUGGACCCGAAGCCGGAGGGCGUGCCGCUGUCCCACGUCCCGCUGGACGAGGACGCGGAGUUCGUUGCGCUGGAGGACGAGUGGCGCGGCCUGGCGCAGGACCCGCGGCGCAACGAGAGGGCGCUCGCAGACCUGGAGAAGGCGAUGAACGACCGUGCGCACGUGCUUGCGAGCGAGACGAAGUGGGCGGAUCGCGGCAAGGUGCUGGACCCGAAGCCGGAGGGCGUGCCGCUGUCCCACGUCCCGCUGGACGAGGACGCGGAGUUCGUUGCGCUGGAGGACGAGUGGCGCGGCCUGGCACAGGACCCGCGGCGCAACGAGAGGGCGCUCGCAGACCUGGAGAAGGCGAUGAACGACCGUGCGCACGUGCUUGCGAGCGAGACGAAGUGGGCGGAUCGCGGCAAGGUGCUGGACCCGAAGCCGGAGGGCGUGCCGCUGUCCCACGUCCCGCUGGACGAGGACGCGGAGUUCGUUGCGCUGGAGGACGAGUGGCGCGGCCUGGCACAGGACCCGCGGCGCAACGAGAGGGCGCUCGCAGACCUGGAGAAGGCGAUGAACGACCGUGCGCACGUGCUUGCGAGCGAGACGAAGUGGGCGGACCGCGGCAAGGUGCUGGACCCGAAGCCGGAGGGCGUGCCGCUGUCCCACGUCCCGCUGGACGAGGACGCGGAGUUCGUUGCGCUGGAGGACGAGUGGCGCGGCCUGGCACAGGACCCGCGGCGCAACGAGAGGGCGCUCGCAGACCUGGAGAAGGCGAUGAACGACCGUGCGCACGUGCUUGCGAGCGAGACGAAGUGGGCGGACCGCGGCAAGGUGCUGGACCCGAAGCCGGAGGGCGUGCCGCUGUCCCACGUCCCGCUGGACGAGGACGCGGAGUUCGUUGCGCUGGAGGACGAGUGGCGCGGCCUGGCGCAGGACCCGCGGCGCAACGAGAGGGCGCUCGCAGACCUGGAGAAGGCGAUGAACGACCGUGCGCACGUGCUUGCGAGCGAGACGAAGUGGGCGGACCGCGGCAAGGUGCUGGACCCGAAGCCGGAGGGCGUGCCGCUGUCCCACGUCCCGCUGGACGAGGACGCGGAGUUCGUUGCGCUGGAGGACGAGUGGCGCGGCCUGGCACAGGACCCGCGGCGCAACGAGAGGGCGCUCGCAGACCUGGAGAAGGCGAUGAACGACCGUGCGCACGUGCUUGCGAGCGAGACGAAGUGGGCGGACCGCGGCAAGGUGCUGGACCCGAAGCCGGAGGGCGUGCCGCUGUCCCACGUCCCGCUGGACGAGGACGCGGAGUUCGUUGCGCUGGAGGACGAGUGGCGCGGCCUGGCACAGGACCCGCGGCGCAACGAGAGGGCGCUCGCAGACCUGGAGAAGGCGAUGAACGACCGUGCGCACGUGCUUGCGAGCGAGACGAAGUGGGCGGACCGCGGCAAGGUGCUGGACCCGAAGCCGGAGGGCGUGCCGCUGUCCCACGUCCCGCUGGACGAGGACGCGGAGUUCGUUGCGCUGGAGGACGAGUGGCGCGGCCUGGCGCAGGACCCGCGGCGCAACGAGAGGGCGCUCGCAGACCUGGAGAAGGCGAUGAACGACCGUGCGCACGUGCUUGCGAGCGAGACGAAGUGGGCGGACCGCGGCAAGGUGCUGGACCCGAAGCCGGAGGGCGUGCCGCUGUCCCACGUCCCGCUGGACGAGGACGCGGAGUUCGUUGCGCUGGAGGACGAGUGGCGCGGCCUGGCACAGGACCCGCGGCGCAACGAGAGGGCGCUCGCAGACCUGGAGAAGGCGAUGAACGACCGUGCGCACGUGCUUGCGAGCGAGACGAAGUGGGCGGAUCGCGGCAAGGUGCUGGACCCGAAGCCGGAGGGCGUGCCGCUGUCCCACGUCCCGCUGGACGAGGACGCGGAGUUCGUUGCGCUGGAGGACGAGUGGCGCGGCCUGGCACAGGACCCGCGGCGCAACGAGAGGGCGCUCGCAGACCUGGAGAAGGCGAUGAACGACCGUGCGCACGUGCUUGCGAGCGAGACGAAGUGGGCGGACCGCGGCAAGGUGCUGGACCCGAAGCCGGAGGGCGUGCCGCUGUCCCACGUCCCGCUGGACGAGGACGCGGAGUUCGUUGCGCUGGAGGACGAGUGGCGCGGCCUGGCGCAGGACCCGCGGCGCAACGAGAGGGCGCUCGCAGACCUGGAGAAGGCGAUGAACGACCGUGCGCACGUGCUUGCGAGCGAGACGAAGUGGGCGGACCGCGGCAAGGUGCUGGACCCGAAGCCGGAGGGCGUGCCGCUGUCCCACGUCCCGCUGGACGAGGACGCGGAGUUCGUUGCGCUGGAGGACGAGUGGCGCGGCCUGGCGCAGGACCCGCGGCGCAACGAGAGGGCGCUCGCAGACCUGGAGAAGGCGAUGAACGACCGUGCGCACGUGCUUGCGAGCGAGACGAAGUGGGCGGACCGCGGCAAGGUGCUGGACCCGAAGCCGGAGGGCGUGCCGCUGUCCCACGUCCCGCUGGACGAGGACGCGGAGUUCGUUGCGCUGGAGGACGAGUGGCGCGGCCUGGCGCAGGACCCGCGGCGCAACGAGAGGGCGCUCGCAGACCUGGAGAAGGCGAUGAACGACCGUGCGCACGUGCUUGCGAGCGAGAAGAAGUGGGCGGACCGCGGCAAGGUGCUGGACCCGAAGCCGGAGGGCGUGCCGCUGUCCCACGUCCCGCUGGACGAGGACGCGGAGUUCGUUGCGCUGGAGGACGAGUGGCGCGGCCUGGCGCAGGACCCGCGGCGCAACGAGAGGGCGCUCGCAGACCUGGAGAAGGCGAUGAACGACCGUGCGCACGUGCUUGCGAGCGAGACGAAGUGGGCGGACCGCGGCAAGGUGCUGGACCCGAAGCCGGAGGGCGUGCCGCUGUCCCACGUCCCGCUGGACGAGGACGCGGAGUUCGUUGCGCUGGAGGACGAGUGGCGCGGCCUGGCGCAGGACCCGCGGCGCAACGAGAGGGCGCUCGCAGACCUGGAGAAGGCGAUGAACGACCGUGCGCACGUGCUUGCGAGCGAGACGAAGUGGGCGGACCGCGGCAAGGUGCUGGACCCGAAGCCGGAGGGCGUGCCGCUGUCCCACGUCCCGCUGGACGAGGACGCGGAGUUCGUUGCGCUGGAGGACGAGUGGCGCGGCCUGGCGCAGGACCCGCGGCGCAACGAGAGGGCGCUCGCAGACCUGGAGAAGGCGAUGAACGACCGUGCGCACGUGCUUGCGAGCGAGACGAAGUGGGCGGACCGCGGCAAGGUGCUGGACCCGAAGCCGGAGGGCGUGCCGCUGUCCCACGUCCCGCUGGACGAGGACGCGGAGUUCGUUGCGCUGGAGGACGAGUGGCGCGGCCUGGCACAGGACCCGCGGCGCAACGAGAGGGCGCUCGCAGACCUGGAGAAGGCGAUGAACGACCGUGCGCACGUGCUUGCGAGCGAGACGAAGUGGGCGGACCGCGGCAAGGUGCUGGACCCGAAGCCGGAGGGCGUGCCGCUGUCCCACGUCCCGCUGGACGAGGACGCGGAGUUCGUUGCGCUGGAGGACGAGUGGCGCGGCCUGGCACAGGACCCGCGGCGCAACGAGAGGGCGCUCGCAGACCUGGAGAAGGCGAUGAACGACCGUGCGCACGUGCUUGCGAGCGAGACGAAGUGGGCGGACCGCGGCAAGGUGCUGGACCCGAAGCCGGAGGGCGUGCCGCUGUCCCACGUCCCGCUGGACGAGGACGCGGAGUUCGUUGCGCUGGAGGACGAGUGGCGCGGCCUGGCACAGGACCCGCGGCGCAACGAGAGGGCGCUCGCAGACCUGGAGAAGGCGAUGAACGACCGUGCGCACGUGCUUGCGAGCGAGACGAAGUGGGCGGACCGCGGCAAGGUGCUGGACCCGAAGCCGGAGGGCGUGCCGCUGUCCCACGUCCCGCUGGACGAGGACGCGGAGUUCGUUGCGCUGGAGGACGAGUGGCGCGGCCUGGCACAGGACCCGCGGCGCAACGAGAGGGCGCUCGCAGACCUGGAGAAGGCGAUGAACGACCGUGCGCACGUGCUUGCGAGCGAGACGAAGUGGGCGGAUCGCGGCAAGGUGCUGGACCCGAAGCCGGAGGGCGUGCCGCUGUCCCACGUCCCGCUGGACGAGGACGCGGAGUUCGUUGCGCUGGAGGACGAGUGGCGCGGCCUGGCGCAGGACCCGCGGCGCAACGCGAAAGAGAUGGCUGCUAUUGAAGAGGAGAUGAUGAAUCGUGUUUAUUUUUUGGCACGUGGUCUUGCCUAUUGUCAGGAUUGUCUUGAGAAGAAGGACGAGUGCUCGUGUGGAAGUGGUGGGAUGGGGAUCCGGAAAGAUGUAGGCAGUUGUGAAGAAGUUGACGGUGUUGGUGCAUUGAAUGUUAUGAUGGGAAGGCGCACAACUGAAAGGGGCUUCGACGGGCUGUUGGGAUCGGUGGUUGAUGGUGUCCCCACUGUGCUCUUGAAGUUGAGCGAUGAUGAUGUUUUUUGUAAGCAAAACGACGAGUAUCUCGACGUGUUAAAGGCCGAUUCAGAGCUGAAGAGAAUUCGGCAACUUGAGGGAGAGAUGCUCGAUCGUGCGCACGUACUUGCUCGGCGGUUUAAGGACGAAAUUCGAUCUGCUGUUGUAGGGGAGAAGAUGGCUUUGCUGGCUGAGGGUGGCGCGGAGCUCGACCGGGAUGAGACAUUUGUGGCGUUGGAGCGAGAGCUUUUCAAUUUAGAGGCGUCCGACGAUCGUGGUGGCGGUUGUCGACGGGCGGCCUUGGUGGACUCGUUGCGGCAACGUGCGAGUGAGUUGGCGGAAAUCCCGCUGCACGGCGUAUGUCGUGGAAUCUCUGCGGAGACGGUGAGUGAGGUCUCGCAGAAAGAGCUGUUUGAUAAUCAACCUGGUGGUCGUCGACAAAACACUACUCCAAAGAAGAAUGGCAGAUACGUCAGUACCGUCAUGGGCCGCAGUACCUGGAACGUCGCUGAUGAGAUAGAGGCAGGCGAAUCAUAUUUGUUUUUAGGCAAGGAAGUGUACGGUAUUCCUUUAGACAAGAUUCCAUACCGUGACGACGAGGUGUUCAGGGGGUUGUCUGAAGAGAGGAGGCGUGUGAUGAACCACCCGGAGGACUACUCGGCUGGGUAUCAGGAGGAGGUCGAGGAUGCGUUGCGCCGUCGGGUGGAGGAGCUUGCAGAUGAAUACAAAAGGGACCACAUUAAGCACACGACCGCAAGCGAUGGCCAACCAAAGAAGCCCAGAAAACCAAAUGGCGCGCCGGGGGAGUCCUGCAGUCCUCCGCGUCGUCCGCAAGGAAAGAAGAAGCUGAGGGAGGUGGAGGAGCGAACUGAGGAGCACCGACGGGAAACGGUGGAAUUGGCGUCCGCAUUUACAGACCCACCCUUCCACGACGCAAACAGCCAGGCAGAGGACGCGUGGCCGCGCAUUGCUGAUGUGUACCCUGAAGGUCUCAUGCAGCCGCUCUUGCCCAACUAUCCCAAAACGUCAGACAUGGCUUCCCCCGCAGGAGACUUAACGUAUCUCGCACCGUUCCUGGCAGCGUUGAGCCGGCAACCACCGCUACUGCACCGCCUCUUCCAGGUCAAGGCGCACCCUGUCCGCGCACCGUACACCUUUGUUUUCUUUGACCCCAACGGCACUCCUGUCACGGUGGGGAUCGAUGACAGAAUACCGUGCGACGCGAACGGGGUGCCACGGUUCACUGUUUCGCCCAAUGGUGCAUGGUGGCCGCUGCUGGUGGAGAAGGCCUACGCCAAGUAUGUAGGCGGUUACGAUCGGUUUGACGAGUGCACGUCACACGAGACGCUGCGAGACUUAACCGGCCGACCAGUGACACAUCUUCCUCUAGACGCUAAGCUGUCGGCGGAGGUAUCGGGGUGCAACUACCGAGAUGUGACCUUCUGGCGGCGCAUUCAUGAGCAGCUCGAGCGGGGUGACGUGUUCAUGGCGGUGUCGAGUGACAUGACGCCGGAUGGGAUUCACCGCCACUGUCACUACGCCGUUUUUGACGUGAUCGAGACCGUGCCGGGGUCGAACGACCCAUCCGAUGUGGUAGUGAAGAUCCACAACUGCUACCGCGAUGCACCCGAGUACCACGGGCCACUGGCGAAGGGCGAUUCUGAUUGGACACCCAAGUUGCGGUCUGUAUGCAAGGCAGACCCGGAGAGCGAGCCAGAGUUUCUGUACGUGCCACAGCCGGUGUUCCUGCGCAACUUCUCCAGCAUGCAGCGUUGCCACGUCAAUUGCGGGGAUCGCCUCACAGUCUCUGGAGAGUGGACGGGUGCAUGCAGCGGUGGCAAUCCAACGUACACUACUUUUCGGCGAAAUCCGAUGUACCUCGUGCAGAACAACUCCAACCGAAAUGUGACGGUGCUGGCCGAGCUGCGUCACAGCGCACCAGUCUACUACGACGCUCAUAACCUUGGGGUGUACCACUUGACGGCGUUGGCGCUCUUGCGGCCUGACAGCAACGCGCAGCUUGUGGCGCCCCUCCUGGCGUACAACACACACAAAUUUCUGCAGAAAGGCCUCCUCACCGAUGCUCGUGAGGUUUGCGUGGAGAUGGAGCUGCCGGCGAACAGUACGUGCUACUUAAUUCCGUACACCAAGAAGAAGGCCUGCUUUGGAAAGUAUCAGCUUUCCGUCUACCCGCAAGACAACCCAGUCAACCUCACCACACUUCGUCCGAUCGACGAAACGCACAGUUGCUUAACAAAGGAUGUGCUGGUGCAGCCUGGCACCGGGACAAGUGUGCGUGUCGACCUCGUGGUGAGUAGUCCAUGCGAUGUUCACGCCUUACUGCAUCAGAAUAAGGUGACUGAUCCGAAAUCGAUAAAGCGCGGCGAUCACUUAGCCGAGGAUGAGAUAUUCAUGGCUGUCUACGAAAACAACACCGCUCUCGUCUGUUCUACCGGAGAUGCGUCAAACGCGCGCGAGCACGCUAUCGCGUUCCAGGCGACAAAGCCUGGGCGAUACACUUUCCUGGUUGGUUGCCCUUCCAGGCCUGUCUCUGGAGAUGCACCAUGCACGUUGAUCAUCUACACUCCAACAUAUGCACAAGCACGCUUCGCUUCAUUGAAUGAGCCUAUACGUCCCAAUGUCCCGCCGCGCGUGCAGUCCUCCAAAGCCACCACGUCCUCUGCAAGUGCUCGCCUGGGUGCGUGGCAGCCUCAGGUGCCGCAGCGCUCUGCGUCUACCUCUAGCAUUGCAGCGCAAACGCCGCGCGGCAACCCGCGCAAUCGCAGGUACUUGUAA
Molecule: messenger RNA, 14919 nt
Organism: Leishmania braziliensis MHOM/BR/75/M2904
Lineage: Eukaryota; Euglenozoa; Kinetoplastea; Trypanosomatida; Trypanosomatidae
Product: putative calpain-like cysteine peptidase
Exons: 1
Coding region: 1-14919 (4972 amino acids)
Biological process (GO): proteolysis
Cellular component (GO): cytoplasm
Molecular function (GO): calcium-dependent cysteine-type endopeptidase activity
Source: RefSeq, a predicted model, not a curated record